This is a messenger RNA of Fukomys damarensis (Damara mole-rat), 1414 nucleotides long. It is a transcript of the gene Adm, whose product is annotated as adrenomedullin. The record is from RefSeq and is a predicted model, not a curated record. Gene Ontology annotation, molecular function: hormone activity; adrenomedullin receptor binding. Gene Ontology annotation, biological process: adenylate cyclase-activating G protein-coupled receptor signaling pathway; regulation of systemic arterial blood pressure; positive regulation of heart rate. Gene Ontology annotation, cellular component: extracellular region. Lineage: Eukaryota; Metazoa; Chordata; Mammalia; Rodentia; Bathyergidae. The transcript is spliced from 4 exons. Bases 189 to 710 code for a protein of 173 amino acids.
GAGCUGGCUGUUGAGUGGUGUCUUGGUGACACUAGGCAGAGCAACUCCAGCCUCGCCAAUUCUGGCUUCUCACCGCAGUGAGUCUUGAACUUUGGGGUUUCUCCACUGUCAGGAAGACGUCUCGGACUUUCUCCUCCAAGUACUUGGCAGAUCACCCAUUCAGCAGGAUCUGUCUGCGAAUCGCCAGAAUGAAGCUGGUUUCGGUCGCCCUGUUGUUCCUGGGCGCUCUGGCCUUCCUGGGCGCUGACGCAGCGCCGCUCGACGGAGCGUCUGUGUUCCUAAAGAAAUGGACUAAAUGGGCUGUAAGUCGUGAGAAUAGAGAACUGCCAAUGUCCAGCAGCAACACCACUGAGCUCGUAGACGCGAAGGCCGGCUCUGCCCAGACGAACCUUGGGUCCCAAGACUUAAAGAACGGCUCCGGCAGUCCCCAGCUAAGUGGUUCGGAGGUCGUCCUCAACCGAGUCAAGCGCAACCAACGCGGCCUGCGCAGCUUUGCCUGCCGCUUCGGGACGUGCACGGUGCAGAAGCUGGCGCAUCAGAUCUACCAACUCACAGACAAGGACAAGGACGGCGUCGCCCCUCAAAGCAAAAUCAGCCCCCAGGGCUACGGGCGCCGGCGGCGUCGUUCCCUGCCGGAAGCCGGACAGGACCGGACUCUGGUGUCUUAUGAGCCGCGGGAGCUCGCGGCUCGCGACUCCAGGGUGCACUAACUGCUCGCCACCCUCCGGAGGAUUUAGGCUUCUGGGCUUGGGCAGGGAACCAGGCUGACUGUCACUUCUGCAGGGACUCGACCAGAGGACCCACGGUCUGGUCGGAACCCUGGCUUCGCAGGACCCUUUCCCCUUCAGGGUAAUGGCUUUGAUCAGGGCCUGAGUCCCUCCUUCCUGGGGACGGGGAUGGGGCGCAGGAGAAUCGGAGGAGAAACUGAGGCUUUAAUGCUGAGACCCUGGGGCGGGGGUCUGAGCCACUGCCUUGCCCGCCCACGAACCAAUUUCUCACGGAGUGUCACCCUACCGGGGCGGGAGCCUCUAUUAUUACUUGAACUUUCCAAAACCUAGAGGAAAAGUGCAAUGCGUGUUGUACGUACAUAAAGAGGUAAUUAUCAAUAUUUAAGUUUCUUGCUGUCAAGAUUAUUUUGUAACUUCAAAUAUAGAGAUAUUUUUGUACGUUAUAUAUUGCAUUAAGGGCAUUUUAGAGCAAUUAUGUCCCCCCCACCUAUUUUAAAAACGUGAAUGUCUCAGCGAGGUGUAAUAUUAUAUUGUUUGGGUUCGUGGAGUUCGUGUGUGCGCGCGAGCGUGUGUGUGUGUGUGUUUGUGUCCACAAAAUAAAAGUGCACCUGAUUACCGCCUGUGGAAGAAGGGAACACUGUGUGUAUAAUCUAUUUACAUAAAAUGGGUGAUAUGCAAACUGCAAA